AAACCCAGGAAGUACAGCCCAGGCACUAAUCAAAUCAAAGACUAAUAAUAAACAUCCUGAGUAAUGAGUGGCCUCGGCUGGAGCCGGCACGGCGUCCGGAGCGGGGCGGGCCAGGAGGAGCCAACCCUACAGGGUCCAUGGAUGGGAGUGGCCAUGAGGCCCUGCCCCAAAGAGCACGACUGGGAUCCCCUAUUGACCGCCUGCAUCUCCUGCAAACUCAUCUGCAGCCGUCGGAGCCAAAACAUCUGUGCAGACUUCUGCAAGUCACUCAGUUGCCACAAGGAGCCAGGCAGUUACUAUGACCAUCUCCUGAACACUUGCAUCAGCUGUGCCACCAUCUGUGGACAACACCCCAAGCAAUGUGCACACUUCUGUGAGAACAAAUUCAAGGAACGGAGCCUACUGAACCUUCCUCCACAGCUCCAAAGGCAGAGGACUGAGGAGGGUGAAGCCAAGCCGAACAACUCAGGAAGCUACCAGGGACCAGAGCCCAGAGGCUCGGAGGCAGGUUCAGCACCCCAAGGGCUGAAGCUGAGUGGAGGCCAGCUGGUACUGGUCUACACUACACUGGGCCUCUGCUUGUGUGCCGUUGUCUGCUGCUUCCUCGUGGCCAUGGCCUGCUUCCUCAAGAGGAAGGGGGGCCAGUGCUCCUGCCAGCUGCCCCCCAGGCCAAACCCCGCUCAGGCCGAAUCCUCCCAGGAUCACUUGAUGGAAGUUGGAAGCGGUGGGGCCGGGACACCAGAGCCGGUGGAAACGUGCAGCUUUUGCUUCCCAGAGCAGAGGGCACCCACUGAGGAAAGUGCGGGAGACCACAGGGGACAGGGCCUGGACCCCACACAGAGGUGGCGACCCCUUCCCAGGACCACGUCUGUGCAGCCUUCCUCCUGCGACGAGGACAGCGGCCUCAAGAUCAUAUGUGCUCCCUCCCAGGAAAGAGGUCCCACCACAUAGAGCUCAGAGAGAGACAGACAGACACAGAGACAGAGAUAGGGAGAUUUCAGAGCAGGAGGCCACUUCAUUCUCUUGAUCCCAGUUCUGUAUGUAAACUGUGGCUCACAAUUACCUAAAAAUAAAGUCAUUGCCUGCUGGUCAUGCCCUGGGAACACCACUCCCAUAGAAAUAAAGCCUCUGGUGUCUGCAGCCUCUCAUACUUGGUCUUGGCUGUGCCCUUACACAGCCCUCACACCUACCCUCCUGGGGCUGACCCAUGGCAAAGCCACUUGGUUCUGUGCACAGCUGCAGUCUCAAAGGUCUCACUGGACUCAUGGGAAAGUUUAUUAACUUGUGCUGGGUUGUAAGCAGCUGGGUGCAAGUGACAGUGGGGUCUUUUCUACUCUCUUUCUGUGAAGAGGGAAAGAGAGAAAGAGAAGACUAAAGAAGGGCAUGGCACAGCACACAACAGAGGCAAACACCAGGAGGAUGGGAGGCUUUUAAAAACACAGAUUCCCUUCCUUGAGACCUCAGCGAGGGUAUGAAGACAGUGUGUGUG
Loxodonta africana (African savanna elephant) is the source of this 1489-nucleotide messenger RNA. RefSeq names its product TNF receptor superfamily member 13B (gene TNFRSF13B). Gene Ontology annotation, cellular component: plasma membrane. The record is from RefSeq and is a predicted model, not a curated record. The transcript has 5 exons. Gene Ontology annotation, biological process: negative regulation of B cell proliferation; B cell homeostasis; hematopoietic progenitor cell differentiation. Bases 64 to 951 code for a protein of 295 amino acids. Lineage: Eukaryota; Metazoa; Chordata; Mammalia; Proboscidea; Elephantidae.